Molecule: messenger RNA, 805 nt
Organism: Spea bombifrons (plains spadefoot toad)
Lineage: Eukaryota; Metazoa; Chordata; Amphibia; Anura; Pelobatidae
Exons: 7
Coding region: 2-805 (267 amino acids)
Source: RefSeq, a predicted model, not a curated record
CAUGUUUCUGUGGAUGCUCUUCCCGCUGUCCUUCGUGGCGGUGACACACGCGCUGCAGGUCGUGGAGCGGGUGGAGGGGGAGGACGUUACUCUGGUUCCAGAAUUUUCCGGGGAGGCCGAGGAGAUUCUGUGGAAGAUACAGGAGGAUAAGCUGGUGGAGCUGGUCGGGGGCCGACUCCCCCAUUACUAUCAGCUGGAGGGCCGAGCAGAGGCCCAGCUGCCGACCGGCAACCUCACCAUCCGGCGCCUGACCGGCAACGACAGCAACCGCUACACGGCGGAGAUCCUGAUUGGCUCAACAUACACGUACUCCGCGCAUGAGCUGCGAGUGCUGCCUCCCAGGCCCACCGUGCGCUAUGUGAUUGGUCAGGAGGGGGUUAAUCUGUUUUGCGUGUCCCCGGUGAGCGUGAGCUUCGUGUGGCGGGAUGGCGGCGGGAACGUUCUCGCCGAAACGGCCAACUUCACGGCCAGCAUCGAGAAGCUCAGGAACAAGACCGAUGUGACCUGCGUGGUCAGCAACUCGCACUAUAGCAACAACCGAACCCUGCAGCUGGAUCUGCCGCCCGAGGGAGGGGAAUCUUCCGGGGGCCACACUGCCGUCUGGGUCCCGAUCCUGGUCGUGAUGCUGCUCGUGAUUGUGGUCGGCGUUAGCGGCUUGGCCUAUAUAUAUCGCGAUUCCAUCAGAAGUUGGUCUUCGGGCUUCAGUGCGGUGCCAAGGGACCCAGUCCAACUCGAAAGAACUAAAACAAUCACACCGGAGGAGCCCUUCUGCGAUGGGAAUGAUGGUCAGGCACAACACGGGUAA